Molecule: messenger RNA, 1730 nt
Organism: Pezoporus flaviventris
Lineage: Eukaryota; Metazoa; Chordata; Aves; Psittaciformes; Psittacidae
Gene: E2F2
Product: E2F transcription factor 2
Exons: 5
Coding region: 118-1656 (512 amino acids)
Biological process (GO): regulation of transcription by RNA polymerase II
Cellular component (GO): RNA polymerase II transcription regulator complex
Molecular function (GO): protein dimerization activity; RNA polymerase II cis-regulatory region sequence-specific DNA binding; DNA-binding transcription factor activity, RNA polymerase II-specific
Source: RefSeq, a predicted model, not a curated record
UCUCUGCGGGGUUCUUCCCUCCCCAAAAUGAGGUGGUGACCCCCCCACAGCCCCCUCGCCGGGGGGUGCUCCUGCCCCCUCCUUCCCCCGGGCGGAGGCUGCUCGGGAGGACUUUGAAUGCUGCGGCUCCCCAGGGGAGUGUCCCCCGCCGCGGGGAGGGGGGGCCCCAUCCUCCUGCCCCCCCCUCCUCCUCCUCCUCCUCAUCAGCACCGGCACCACCCGAAGGAGGUCAUGUCUGUGAUGGGCUCCUCCGGGCGGGGGGGGCCCAGCCUGCGCACCCCCCCGCUACCCGCCGGCUGCCUCACCCAGCUCUACGCUCAUGCCAGCGGCCCCGCUCCUCGGGGGGGGGCUCUUUAUGCCACCCCCCAGAGCCCCCAGCUCAGGACCCUGCGCUCGGCUUCGGCGGGACGGCUGCAGGCCAAGAGGAAGCUGGACCUGGAGGGCCCUGGAUUCCGCACGCCCAAAGGGAAGGGCAGGACCUUGGCACAGGUCCCCAGCCCCAGGACUCCCAAGUCUCCCGGGGAGAAAACGCGCUACGACACCUCCCUGGGGCUGCUCACCAAGAAGUUCAUCCGCCUCCUGCACGAGUCCCCCGAUGGCGUCGUGGACCUCAACCGAGCGGCCGAGGUGCUGGGGGUGCAGAAGCGCCGCAUCUACGACAUCACCAACGUGCUGGAGGGCAUCCAGCUCAUCCGCAAGAAGUCCAAGAACCACAUCCAGUGGAUGGGGACGGGGAUCUUUGAGGACACGGCGGUGAUGCUGAGGCAGCAGGCGCUGCGGGGCGAGCUGGCCGAGCUGGCCAGGAUGGAAAGGAGCCUGGACCAGGUCCUGCAGGACUGCAACCUGCAGCUCCGGGAGCUGACCGACAACGAAGCCAACCAGAGAUAUCCUUGCUGGAUAGGGGCACAGGGCAGGGGGGGCAGCAGGAGGAGCUCCUUGUCCCCCGGGUGGCUUUCCCUGGGCUGGUGGGGGGGUGUUUGGAGGAUGCUGCUGGGAGAGGGGAUGAGCCAUCCUGCUUGCAGCCGGUCCUUUUCCUAUAGCCCAUCCCUGUCCACGCUGGCCUAUGUCACCUACCAGGACCUCCGUGCCAUCAGCAGCUUCCAGGAGCAGACGGUGAUUGCUGUGAAGGCUCCUCCGGAGACACAACUGGAGGUGCCGGACUUCAGUGAGGGUAACUUCCAGCUCCACCUGAAGAGCACCACCAGCCCCAUUGAGGUGUACCUCUGCCCGGAGGAGAUCCAGGAGGAGAGCCCCACCAAGGACCACAGCAUCCCCUCCACUGCUGCCUCCCCAUGGCACCACAGCAACCCCCUUUCCCUGCCAAAUAGCCCUGGGCCAGCCCCACCACCCCCCACCUCCAUUCCUCAGAGCUGGGGGGGGGCAGGAACCCCCUCCUCACCCCCAUCUCUGCCUCUCUGUGUGCCGGGGGGGCCCAGCUCACUGCUGGAGGUGGAAGCUGGGCUCCUGGGCUCACCCCAUCACCUCCUGCAGCAGACCGAGGACCAGCUGCCCUGCGCCUCCUCCACCUUGGACUCGGGACCCUUUGUCACCUUCUCGCCCCCCCUGGGGCAGGACGAUUACCUCUGGGGGCUGGAGGGCGAGGGCGUCAGUGACCUCUUCGAGGCGUACGACCUGGGGGAGCUGCUGAAGCACUGAGCAUGGGGGACAUCCCCGCUGCCUCGCUCCUGCUCUGGUCGCUCGUGCGCUGAGCGCGCAGGGUCUCUGCGGGG